UAAUUUUACAGAAAUUCAAUCACAAAAACAUUAAAAAAAAAAACAAAAACAAAAACAAAAGGGAAACAAAUUUUGACAAAUAUAUAUCGAUCUUUGUCUCUCUCUUUCUCCGCCUAAAGAUAAGAUCGAGUUUCGAACAGACCACCAAUUGACUGAAACCGGCGAAAGGUGUUAGGUAUUGUGAGUUAACAUGGCAAUGAUUGAUGAGCCUUUGUAUCCCAUUGCGGUGUUGAUCGAUGAGCUCAAGAAUGAAGAUAUCCAGCUUCGUUUGAACUCGAUCCGUAGGCUUUCUACGAUUGCACGUGCUCUUGGGGAAGAAAGGACACGAAAGGAAUUGAUUCCAUUUCUUAGCGAGAACAAUGAUGAUGAUGAUGAAGUUCUCCUUGCCAUGGCCGAAGAAUUGGGAGUUUUUAUUCCUUAUGUUGGAGGUGUGGAAUAUGCUAAUGUUUUGCUACCUCCGUUGGAGACUCUUUGCACUGUUGAGGAAACCUGUGUGAGGGACAAGGCUGUGGAGUCGUUGUGUAGAAUUGGUGCCCAGUUGAGGGAGCAGGACUUGGUUGAGUCCUUUAUUCCAUUAGUGAAGAGAUUGGCUUCUGGUGAGUGGUUUGCAGCUCGAGUUUCCUCAUGUGGCUUGUUUCAUAUUGCAUACCCAACUGCCCCAGAUGCAUUAAAAACUGAACUAAGAACUAUAUAUGGUCAACUUUGCCAAGAUGACAUGCCCAUGGUUAGGAGAUCUGCAGCAACAAAUCUUGGAAAAUUUGCUGCUUCUGUAGAAGCACCUCAUUUGAAGGUGGAUAUCAUGUCUAUAUUUGAUGAUUUGACGCAGGACGAUCAAGAUUCUGUCCGAUUAUUGGCUGUUGAGGGUUGUGCAGCUCUUGGAAAGUUGUUGGAACCCCAAGAUUGUGUGGCACAUAUUCUCCCUGUAAUAGUUAAUUUCUCCCAGGAUAAGUCUUGGCGUGUCCGUUACAUGGUUGCAAAUCAAUUGUAUGAGCUGUGUGAAGCCGUUGGUCCCGAGCCUACUAGGUCGGACCUAGUACCUGCAUAUGUUCGCCUACUUCGUGAUAAUGAAGCUGAAGUACGGAUAGCUGCUGCUGGAAAAGUAACUAAGUUUUGCCGAAUUCUGAAUCCAGAAUUAACAAUUCAGCAUAUUCUUCCUUGUGUCAAGGAGCUAUCGACGGAUUCAUCCCAGCAUGUUCGAUCUGCUCUAGCUUCAGUUAUAAUGGGAAUGGCACCCAUUUUGGGGAAGGAUGCUACCAUAGAGCAAUUGCUUCCGAUAUUUCUUUCUCUUUUGAAAGAUGAAUUUCCAGAUGUCCGACUGAAUAUCAUUAGCAAGCUUGAUCAAGUCAACCAGGUGAUUGGAAUUGAUCUCCUGUCCCAGUCCCUAUUGCCAGCAAUUGUGGAACUUGCAGAGGAUAGGCACUGGAGGGUUCGGCUUGCAAUAAUAGAAUACAUACCUUUAUUGGCAAGUCAGUUGGGUGUUGGCUUUUUCGAUGACAAACUUGGUGCACUCUGCAUGCAAUGGUUAAAAGAUAAGGUCUAUUCCAUUCGUGAUGCUGCUGCUAAUAAUGUGAAGCGUCUGGCAGAAGAAUUUGGACCAGAUUGGGCAAUGCAGCACAUAGUUCCACAGGUUUUGGACAUGAUUAACAACCCUCAUUAUCUGUAUCGGAUGACCAUUCUACAUGCAAUUUCUCUACUUGCCCCUGUUAUGGGCUCAGAUAUUACUUGUUCAAAACUACUACCUGUGGUUAUUAAUGCUUCAAAAGAUAGGGUACCCAACAUCAAGUUUAAUGUGGCCAAGGUGCUGCAGUCACUUAUACCUAUUGUUGAUCAAUCUGUGGUGGAGAAGACAAUCCGUCCAUGCUUAGUUGAAUUGAGUGAGGAUCCCGAUGUCGAUGUCAGGUUUUUUGCCGGCCAAGCUCUAGAAUCAAGUGAUCAGGUCAUGAUGUCCAGCUAGAUAAUGACAUUAGUCAUUUCUUUUUGUUUCUUCUUAUACCUCCAGUUUUUUUCUUUUUCUUUGUAAUGGUAUUUUUUUUAUCCUUGAAAAUUCAGAAACCCACUUGCAGAUACAGGUAAUUUUUUGUUUGACGUGCUGAGUUCCUUUAUUGUUUU
Messenger RNA from Durio zibethinus, 2109 nucleotides. RefSeq lists its product as uncharacterized. NCBI's taxonomy places the organism in Eukaryota, Viridiplantae, Streptophyta, Magnoliopsida, Malvales, Malvaceae. Gene Ontology annotation, molecular function: protein binding; protein phosphatase regulator activity. The record is from RefSeq and is a predicted model, not a curated record. Gene Ontology annotation, biological process: protein dephosphorylation. Gene Ontology annotation, cellular component: protein phosphatase type 2A complex; cytoplasm; cytosol.